AUGCGUCCCGUGGGCCAAGUCUUGACCGCUUGCUUGUUUCUUCUUUGCGCCCACGUGGGUUUGUCAGACGUGCUGCUGAUGGUCAAAAGGGGAGGCCUACGACGCUCUCAGGCGGCAUUCUUGAUCCAUCAUCUUCGCAUAGACAGUGGCAGUCUCUGGCGACCCAUCUACAGGCCCAAGCACUCGGGCCGGAUUAUUCACAAGCCUCCCGACCUCAUUCUGUCGACCCGCUCUCGCAAAUCCUCGGCGUCUACGGCCAAGAUAGCAGCGGCCUGGCGCAAGGUCCAUGAAGGCCCCUUGGCGCGUCUGAAGGCCGAUCUUUGGUUAAGCGACCUGAAUCGCUUUUGCCGCAGUGAUAAUCCAAAUUGUGUCACAUCUUGCCGAGGAACGCCAUCAACCAGGUCCUUUUUUGCCCUUCUUGCAUCUGUCUGGUCAGCAAGCCAAGUGUGUGGCUGCCGCAACUACGUGUCUAGCGUCGACGACAUUAUCCGCCUGGAAUGUGCCAAGGACCCGAGAAUCGGUCAUAGGCCUACGGUCUCCUAUCAUUCUCUCCCGAGGCUCAAUCCCUCGACUGUGCACGAGUACGAAUUCAUCAUUUUCAAAAGAAAAAUGCCCAACAAACAAGAGGUCAACGAGACUGGACACCUCGAGUCUCAAUUCGACUCGGGUCUUGGGCCUGCCGUGAGACGGCGAUGGAAUGGCACUAUCGACCUCAGCCUCACCAACAUCCCUCUCCUGGCUUGCUGCUUCAUCACCGGCCUACUGGACACAACCAUGUUCCAAGCAUAUGGCACCUUCGUCUCCAUGCAGACAGGCAACACAAUCUUCCUUGCCCUCGGUGCCUCCGACCAAAACAUCAAACCCUACGACUGGGCACGCUCACUGUGCUCGAUAGGCUGCUUCGCCAUCGGCGCCGUUUUCUUUAGUCGGAUGCACAAGUACCUGGUGCCCCAGCCCACACAGCGCGGGGUGCUGUCCCUGGGCUUCUUCAUCCAGGCCGCGUGCGUGUGCAUCGCGGCGGCGCUGGCCGAGGCCGGCGCCGUCAACCAGCGCCAGGAGGAGAGCCAGCACACCGACUGGCGUGAAAUGGCCCCCAUUGCCCUCCUCAGCUUCCAGGCCGCCGGCCAGAUCGUGGCCAGUCGCGUGCUCGGCGUCAACGAGAUCCCCACCGUCGUCAUCACCAGCCUGAUGUGCGACCUCAUGUCCGACCCAAAGCUUCUGACGAGGCCUGUGCUGACUGGCAAUCGCAAGAGGAACAACAGGAUUGGUGGGUUUGUGUUAACCCUGGUUGGGAGCAUAAUUGGGGGGUGGAUGCUGAAGGCCACGAAGCAAGUGCAGCCUGUAUUAUGGCUUGUCUUUGCCAUCAAGUUUGUCAUCAGUAUUGGAUGGAUAGUUUGGAAAGGACAAGAUACAAAAGAAGACGUGGUGUGA
Molecule: messenger RNA, 1431 nt
Organism: Diaporthe amygdali
Lineage: Eukaryota; Fungi; Ascomycota; Sordariomycetes; Diaporthales; Diaporthaceae
Exons: 5
Coding region: 1-1431 (476 amino acids)
Source: RefSeq, a predicted model, not a curated record